Messenger RNA from Rhinocladiella mackenziei CBS 650.93, 1023 nucleotides. RefSeq lists its product as uncharacterized. The transcript has a single exon. Bases 1 to 1023 code for a protein of 340 amino acids. The record is from RefSeq and is a predicted model, not a curated record. NCBI's taxonomy places the organism in Eukaryota, Fungi, Ascomycota, Eurotiomycetes, Chaetothyriales, Herpotrichiellaceae.
AUGGCGCGUUUCUUCCUUCCAGUCGCACUUUUGCUCUUAGCCAAAUCAAUUCUUGCCGCUCCUGCUUUAGUUACAGGCACCGCGCUGCCUCCACACAUUACUCAACAAGCUGGCGGCGGUCUCCCUAAUACUCCCGGCACUCCACAUAUCUCCCAAAACGCGGUGUCUCUGUUCCAGUUGGCCAACUUUCUCGAGAACCUGGAGUCGGCAUUCUUCCAAGAAGGAUUGAUGAACUUUACACAAUGGGGCACUGGUGGCCAGACAAAUGGUGUGAGCAAUAUGGCGGUUGUUUCCCACAUCGCAGCUCAAGAAGAAGUUCAUGUGGCUUCAAUUGUUAGCUUGUUGAAGGGAAAUGGGGCUCAGGAUGUUGCUCCAUGCCAAUACGGCUUCCCGGUUACGGAUGAGACGAGCUUCUUUGCACUGGGCAAUAUCAUCACGACCGUUGGCAUCGGCGCCUUGAUCGCACUCCAGAAUGGACUCUCACAGUCUGAUCCAGGUCUCGAGGCGACUAUUGGCACCAUCCUCCCAGUGGAGUCUCGGCAUGAUGCCUUCUUCCGCAUCACCGCCAACGAGGUUCCUAACCCAACCACCUUCGAAACUGGAAUCAGCGGAAUCUGGGCGUACAAUCUGGCUCUCGACUUCAUCCUUGGGGGUUCCUGCCCAAAUCUUCCUCAGUCGAUUGCUUCUUUACCUGUGUUCCCCGACUUGGGGAUUGUCGGCUAUGGUGCUCCAUCGUUCACUACACCCAACGCUCCGGGAAAGUUAAUCUUCAAGGUCGGCCAGCCAAAUCUGCUACCACAAGGGUGGAAUUCGGGACCGCUCUAUAUGGCAUGGGUCAAUCAGGAUAAUCUGCCAGCAUACACUCCGGUGACUAUUAAUGCAAACGGCGAAUUGCAUGCCGAUGUCCAACCUGGGAUGUUUGGUAUUGCAUUUGCCGCACUGACGAACCAAAAUUCUGCGACCAAUAUUGACGACCUUACCAAAGCCACACUGGCCGGACCAAUUCCAAUCCCGCUCACGUAA